AUGAGUCACCGUCUUCCAGUGAGAGAUGAAGACGAUUUCCUGAGCCUGAGUGAGCUCCCGGAAACAUUCCCCUCUGACCCACCAGAGCCCUUACCUCACUUCUUGUUCGAACCUGAGGAAGGGUACAUUGUCAAGAAUAAGCCAGUCAAUCUCUACUGCAAAGCAACGCCUGCCACGCAAAUUUACUUUAAGUGCAACAGCGAGUGGGUCCAUCAGAAGGAUCAUACUGUGGAGGAGAGGGUUGAUGAAAACUCAGGUCUGGUGGUAAGAGAGGCCAGUAUAGAAAUAACACGGCAGCAAGUGGAGGAGCUGUUUGGUCCUGAAGAUUACUGGUGUCAGUGCGUGGCCUGGAGCUCCGCUGGAACCACAAAGAGCCGCAAGGCACAUGUUCGCAUUGCAUACCUGAAGAAGUCAUUUGAACAGGAACCCCUGGGAAAGGAGGUGUCGUUGGAGCAGGAGGUCCUGUUGCAGUGUCGCCCUCCGGAGGGCAUUCCGGCUGCUGAGGUGGAGUGGUUAAAGAAUGAGGAGAUCAUUGACCCAGCAGAGGACAGAAACUUCUACAUCACUAUUGACCACAACCUGAUCAUCAAACAGGCGCGUCUCUCUGACACGGCCAACUACACGUGCGUGGCCAAGAACAUCGUGGCCAAAAGACGAAGCACAACUGCGACUGUUAUUGUCUAUGUAAAUGGGGGAUGGUCAACAUGGACGGAGUGGUCCCCGUGCAACAGUCGGUGUGGACGCGGCUUCCAGAAGCGCACCAGGAGCUGCACUAACCCUGCCCCCCUCAACGGAGGCCUGCCCUGUGAUGGACAGGCCAUACAGAAACUGCCUUGUACAACACUCUGCACUGUGGAUGGAGAGUGGACGGAGUGGAGUAAGUGGUCAGCCUGUGGAACAGAGUGCACCCAGUGGAGGAGGAGAGAGUGCAACAAUCCAGCGCCCAAGAAUGGCGGAAAGGACUGUGAUGGCUUGGUGCUCCAGUCUCAGAAUUGCACUGAUGGACUCUGUAUGCAAACCCCGAGUACAGAUGAUGUGGCUCUCUACGUGGGCAUCGUCAUCGCGGUGAUCAUGUGCCUGGUCAUCUCUGUCAUCGUGGCUCUCUUUGUGUAUCGCAAGACACAUCGUGACUUUGAUUCUGACAUCAUCGACACCUCAGCGCUAAAUGGAGGCUUCCAGUCUGUUAAUAUCAAAACGGCCAGAUCAGCUGAUUUACUUACAGCCGCCCCUGACUUAACGAAUGCCGCCGCCAUGUAUCGUGGUCCGGUUUAUGCCCUGCACGACGUGUCGGAUAAAAUUCCAAUGACCAACUCUCCUCUCUUGGAUCCUCUUCCUAACUUGAAGAUCAAAGUGUACAACUCAUCUGGUCUCGUCACACCACAGGACGACCUCGGUGGAGAUUUCACAUCAAAAUUGUCUCCCAAGAUUACUCAGUCGCUGUUGGAAAACAGUGACACAAUGAAUCUUCGCAACCAGAGUUUCGCCCGGACUCGAGAUCCUUCAUGUACUGCUCAUGGAUCUUUCAACAGUCAGGGAGGACACCUCAUCGUGCCUAAUUCUGGUGUGAGCUUGUUGGUUCCAGCAGGUGCUGUCCCCCAGGGUCGGGUGUAUGAGAUGUAUGUGACUGUGCACAGGAAGGACAGCUUGAGACCCCCAGUAGAAGACAUCCAGACAGUCCUGAGCCCGGUGGUGAGCUGUGGACCCCCUGGGGCCCUUUUGACCAGACCAGUCAUCCUCACCAUCCACCACUGCGCUGACAACGUCCAGGAGGACUGGUUCAUACAGCUCAAGAACCAACUGGCCAUGGGAGAAUGGGAGGAUGUCGUUGUUGUUGGAGAGGAAAACUUCACCACCCCUUGCUAUGUGCAGAUGGACUCAGAAGCGUGUCACAUUCUGACAGAGACUUUGGGGACUUACUGCCUGGUGGGUCAAUCUGUUGGCAAGGCAGCCGCCAAGAGGCUCAAACUUGCUGUUUUUGGACCUGUCUCUUGCACAACGUUGGACUAUCACAUCAGAGUCUAUUGUCUGGAUGACACACAAGAUGCACUUAAGGAAGUUCUUCAAAUGGAGACCCAAAUGGGAGGGAAGCUUCUGGAUGAGCCAAAGACUCUGAACUUCAAAGACAGCACACAUAAUCUGAGACUGUCGAUCCAUGAUGUGCCACACACACACUGGAAGAGCAAGCUUGUCGCAAAAUAUCAGGAGAUCCCAUUCUACCAGGUGUGGAGUGGCAGUCAGAGAAGUCUCCACUGUACCUUCACUCUGGAGAGACUGAGCUCAGCCACCACAGAGAUGAGCUGCAAACUUUGUGUGCGGCAGGUGGAGGGAGAAGGACAAAUCUUUCAGCUCAGCAACACACUGGAGGAGGAGGUCCAGUGCAUAGACACAUCCCUGAUGGACCCUGCCAGCAAUAUCACAACCUUAAUGGGGCCUAAUGCCUUCCGUAUUCCUUUAUCCAUCAGACAGAAGUUGUGUGGCAGUCUGGAUGCACCACAGAACAGAGGCAAUGACUGGAGGAUGCUGGCUCACAAACUCAACCUUGACAGGUAUCUGAAUUACUUUGCCACCAAAUCCAGUCCAACAGGUGUGAUCCUGGAUCUCUGGGAGGCCCAACACUUCCCUGACGGAGACCUAAACGAACUGGCUGCUGUUCUGGAAGAAAUGGGUCGUAAUGACAGCACCCUCGCCUCCAUGACAACAGAACACUGA
Messenger RNA from Menidia menidia (Atlantic silverside), 2709 nucleotides. The record is from the annotation of a GenBank genome assembly. Lineage: Eukaryota; Metazoa; Chordata; Actinopteri; Atheriniformes; Atherinopsidae.